This is a messenger RNA of Xyrauchen texanus (razorback sucker), 1779 nucleotides long. RefSeq names its product cellular communication network factor 1, like 1 (gene ccn1l1). The transcript has 5 exons. Gene Ontology annotation, biological process: signal transduction. NCBI's taxonomy places the organism in Eukaryota, Metazoa, Chordata, Actinopteri, Cypriniformes, Catostomidae. Gene Ontology annotation, cellular component: extracellular region. Bases 282 to 1355 code for a protein of 357 amino acids. The record is from RefSeq and is a predicted model, not a curated record. Gene Ontology annotation, molecular function: protein binding.
UCUAUAAAAGUGGCAGUCACUAAGAGAAUCAAGUGGAGGAGAGCUUUACAGUUUUAUGUAUUCACAAACGUAUACAUAUACUUCAAUAGAAAGGGUUGAGUGUGGAUUGCAGGACAACACAUAAACCAACCAAUCCCUUUUCAACUGACAGAUGCAAAGGAGCUCUACAAUAGAAAGCAAAAAAUUGAAAUUUCUAAAACAUUACAGUGGUGCUUUUAAAAGUAACUUUAUAACUCAACUGAACGGAUCACACCGAACUGCCUUCCAUCUUGGAUAAAACUAUGUCACCUUUGUGGACUAUACAGAGGCAAGGACAUGUUUUUACACUGGUGCUGCUGUCAUGUGUCAAUGUGGAGGUACUGGGUGGUUGUCCACUGAAGUGCUCUUGUCCAUCCUCAUCCCCCUCGUGUCCUCCUGGUGUCAGUUCGGUUCAGGACGCAUGUGGGUGCUGUCGGGUUUGUGCCAGACAGUUUAACCAAGACUGUAGCCUUACUGAGCCCUGCGACCACAUAAAAGGACUGCGGUGCCACCUAGGGGCCGAAGGAAAACCUGAGAGAGGCUUGUGUAGAGCGGAAGCUCACGGUCGUCCGUGCGAGCUGGAUGGAAGGAUGUAUCAGCACGGUGAGGACUUUCAACCAAACUGCGAGCAUCAGUGCACUUGUGUUGAUGGAGUGGUGGGCUGCAUUCUGCUCUGUCUACACACUGUCUCUCUGCCAGACGGACCCUGUUCCCGCCACCGACUCACAAAGCUUUCUGGCCACUGCUGCCAGGAGUGGGUGUGUGAUGAUGACAAUCGCAUCGCUGAAGAAAAUCUGAUGCCUGACUCGCAUCCACAAGAACACACUGACCUUAAAGGCAACGAGUUGCUUGUAGCUCCGUCUACGUCUUGGGAUAGCAGUGCAGCAGCCCCAUAUCAAGAGUGGAUUUCAUCCUCAAAGUCCCACACGGUCCUUCCAUCUACCUGCUUCCUUCAGGUCACUGAUUGGUCCCCAUGCUCAGCCACCUGUGGAAUGGGCGUAUCCAGCCGUGUAACCAAUAGUAAUGUUGAGUGUCUGCUCAUCAGAGAAACUAGGCUCUGUCAGAUCCGAGAGUGUGACGUCAACUUUGCACCAUCACUAAAGAAUGGAAAGAAGUGUCAAAGGACCACUCGACCGCAGAAAUCUAUGCACAUCACAUUUGCAGGAUGCUUCACUGCUCGCCGUUACCGGCUUCGUUCAUGUGGCUCCUGCUCAGACGGCCGUCUCUGCAUUCCCUCUGUGACACAUACAGUUCGUCUACACUUUUACUGUCCUGGGCUACAACAACAGGACAUUACCCACAAUAUCAUGUGGAUACAGCGAUGUCACUGCAGUUAAAGAAACAACAGAGAAGGCCUGUCAUCACAAGCAGAGUUGAUCAAUCUGCCAAAUGAUAUACACACAUUCACACACUGAUAUUAUUUAAAGAACUUACACAUAUUCAGACUUUUCUAUGGAUCUGCUGUGCACAGUCUGGACACUUUUUACUUCUGCACCCAUCAAUAUAGGCUUUGUAUAACAAUAACAAUAACAAAUACAUUAUUUUAUCUUGUAUGUGGAAGUGACAGAGGAUGUAUGAUCAAAGGACAUUAUAUAUAAGUAAAAUCUUGUUUGGUUUUAUACAAUAAUUUAAAAAAAAAUUUGUUUUCACCAUUUCACACCAUUAUUCAUUACUGGAUGCACUGACAUCACAAUUGUAUUCAUAAAGCCUGAUUCACAGUUUAUACUGUAAAUAUGUAUAAAUCCAACUGUACAUAUCUGA